CGCCCCUAUUCCGACAAGCCCAUGCUCUCCCCGCUCUCUAUUUCAUCCCCUCCACCGCCUCACUCCCCCCUUCUCUCCCUCUCUCUCUCUACCCCUCCUCCGAAACGUCGGGAUCUGGAUGGUCGGCGAGUCGCCCGCGGUCGCCACCGCCUCCUCCGCCGCGCCCAAGCGGGGCGCGCUGAAGAAGCGGGGCAGCUACAACUGCGGCAGAUGCGGCCUCCCCAAGAAGGGCCACAUUUGCCCCUCGGGCAACGGCGACAUCCUCCCCCCUCGCUCCGAUCACCGCCUCCGCCGCGCCCUCUCUUUUGAGGAGGACCGGACUCCGUCAGCCGUCGCGGCGGCGCCAGGGAUGGAGGAGGAGGAGGUGGCGGAGACCCCGGCGGCGGCGGACUACGAGGAGGUGGAGGUGGGCGGCGGGGUUCUGCCGGUGUCGUGCCUGGUGGAGGUCCUGAGGCGGCUGUCGCCCAAGGAGCUGAUGGGGGCGGCGGUGGUCUGCCGGGGAUGGAGGGAGUGCGUGAAGAGAGUGUGGCGAUCCGCGGAGGAGCUUAGGCUUAGGGUUUCUCCUCGAUCUCAGAUCGGUUUCGUUGGAUCGGUGCUGCACAAGUGCGCCGGACUGGCGCGGCUUACUCUGAGGAUAGAAAGUGAUGUUGAUGCUACAUUGCUAGCUUGUGUUGCAUUCUCGUGCCCUAGUUUAGAAGCUUUUGAGAUCAAUAUUGGUGACAAUGCAGUCAAUCGGAUAACUGGGGAUGAAUUGGGUCGUUUUGUUGCUGAGAAAAGGUGUCUUUCAGUUCUUAAAGUGGAAGGUUGCACUAGUCUUGGACUUCUCAACCUCCAUUCUUCAAGCCUGUCAACUCUCUGGCUUUCGGACCUUUAUUGCAUUUCAAAAAUGGUUAUUAGCUGUCCUAAUCUGAAGGAGCUUUCUCUUGAUUUUACUCGACAAGAAAAUGAUUCAACAGAUCUUGUUACCAUGAUGGAUAGUUUGGGCCGCACCUGUCCACGGCUAAGAAAUAUGCAUAUUGCAUCAAUUCAACUUUGUAAUGACGCUGUGCUUGCUUUAGCAAGCACAAACCUAAGGGGCUUGCGCAUGCUGUCACUGGUUCUUGGUUCAAAAAUCACAGAUGCAGCUGUGGCUGCUAUAGUUUCAAAUUAUUCAAGUUUAGAGUUGAUUGACUUAAGUGGAUCAAGCAUUAGCGACAGUGGGAUUGGAAUGAUAUGCAAUGCAUUCUCUCAGACCCUAUCUAGACUCCUCCUUGCUCUCUGUCCUAACAUUACUUCAAGUGGGAUCCAAUUUGCUACAGCACAAUUACCACUUCUUCAACUAAUUGACUGUGGGAUGAGCAUGCGUGCUAUUAAUUCUCAAAAUGAAAGUCCUGAAGAAAAUGGCUUGAUUGGUAAUGAAGGUAGCGGAGAACUCAGAAGGUGUCAGAAAUCACCUACAUCAAAGCCACAACCAAUUUACCAAAAACUAAUUAUAAAGCAUGGGUGUUUGAGAAGGAUCAGUUUAUGGGGCUGUUCUGAUUUAGAUGCCCUAUACCUAAACUGUCCAGAGCUUAAUGAUCUCAAUCUUAACUCAUGUGCAAAUUUGCAUCCAGAGAGGUUGUUGCUCCAGUGUCCCAAAUUGGAACAUGUUCAUGCUUCUGGGUGUCAAGAUAUGUUAACUGGGGCAAUUCGAAACCAGGUUCUUAAUGAGUUUGCUGUGGUUCAAAACCAUUUACCAUGCAAGCGGCUAGCUGAUGGCUCCAAAAGGGUUCAGGUCCCUCGAUAUCCUCUACAGCAGCCAUCUGAUGAUGGGAAGCACAGAAGGUUACGGCGGACCCAGUGCACUGUGCAUCUUGACUGAUGAUUCUCUUGCAUGCCUUUCAGAUUGAUCCUGUCCAAGCAGUCACAAUCUGUUUAUAACUGGUGAUGUUUUUCACUUACUGUGGGCCUGUCAACCUGAAACUCCUAUUUGCGUUGUUUUAACUCUAUUGUCUGGCUGCUUUCAUCAUGCCAGAGAAUGGCUUUGCCUUUUGUUGUAGAAGAAUAAAUUGCAGCCUAGAUGUCUAACUGUUCUUUUUAGAAAUAAAGUUUAACAUGACUGAAACAUUCAA
Messenger RNA from Phoenix dactylifera (date palm), 2090 nucleotides. Its product is annotated as F-box/LRR-repeat protein 17-like. Gene Ontology annotation, cellular component: cytoplasm. Gene Ontology annotation, molecular function: protein binding. Lineage: Eukaryota; Viridiplantae; Streptophyta; Magnoliopsida; Arecales; Arecaceae. The record is from RefSeq and is a predicted model, not a curated record.